This is a messenger RNA of Microthlaspi erraticum, 1665 nucleotides long. Lineage: Eukaryota; Viridiplantae; Streptophyta; Magnoliopsida; Brassicales; Brassicaceae. The record is from the annotation of a GenBank genome assembly.
AUGGGCGUAGUAGCUGAGGUGUGGAGGUCGAGCGUGAGGCUGUUGACGACGAACAACUCUCCUCCUCUGUUGUCGCAGCAGCUCAACGGCGGAAAACAGAGUGCGUUAUGGAGGUGGCGGCGAUCUUUAUCGGCUCAGACGAAGAGAACGGUAAUGUGGACAUGGGUAUGUGGUUUCAUGCUCUUCUCCUUAGGUGUCAUCUCACUCUUCACCGGCCACGUUGCAUCUCACCUCGAGUGGUAUUCUCAGCAACUGAGCAAACGGAACUUACUAGAUAUGGGUCGUCGAGAACCCAUUGAUGUAUGGAAGUCGAAAUAUUCCAAGUUCUUCUAUGGAUGCAGUGAAAGAGGAAGGAACUUCCCUCCUGCUGUUCAGGAGCACUCUUCUAAUGGGUAUUUGCUGAUUGCAGCUAGUGGAGGCCUGAACCAGCAAAGAACAGGCAUAACGGAUGCAGUGGUUGUUGCACGGAUUCUUAACGCUACUUUAGUUGUACCUGAGUUGGAUCACCAUUCUUACUGGAAAGAUGACAGUGACUUUAAUGACAUUUUUGACAUUAACUGGUUCAUCUCUUCCCUCACCAAAGAUGUGACCAUAGUAAAGAGAGUUCCUGAUAGAGUCAUGAGGUCCAUGGAGAAACCUCCUUAUACAAUGCGUGUGCCUCGGAAGUCUACUCCUGAGUAUUACCUCGACCAAGUAUUGCCAAUUCUCACGAGAAGACAUGUUUUACAAUUGACGAAGUUUGACUACAGACUAGCAAAUGAUCUAGACGAAGACAUGCAGAAGCUGCGAUGCAGAGUCAACUACCAUGCUUUGAGAUUCACGAAGCGCAUACAAUCAGUUGGGAUGAAAGUGGUCAAGAGGAUGAGAAAGAUGGCCAAACGUUUCAUUGCUGUCCACUUAAGGUUUGAGCCUGACAUGCUAGCCUUUUCUGGUUGCGACUUUGGCGGCGGCGAAAAAGAGCGAGCCGAGCUAGCAGAAAUAAGAAAACGAUGGGACACAUUGCCUGAUCUGGACCCUCUUGAGGAAAGAAAGCGUGGGAAAUGCCCUCUCACGCCUCAAGAAGUGGGCUUAAUGCUGCGCGCUCUUGGUUUCGCCAAUGACACAUACAUCUACGUUGCGUCUGGAGAGAUAUACGGUGGUGAGAAGACACUAAAGCCACUCAGAGAGCUGUUUCCAAACUUUUACACCAAGGAAAUGCUUGCCAAUGAUGAGCUCAAGCCUCUGCUUCCCUUCUCUUCACGCCUCGCUGCCAUCGACUACAUUGUCAGCGACGAAAGUGACGUAUUCAUCACUAACAAUAAUGGAAAUAUGGCCAAGAUUCUCGCUGGCCGAAGGAGGUACAUGGGACACAAGAGGACCAUAAGGCCAAAUGCAAAGAAGCUAAGUGCUUUGUUCAUGGACCGAGGGAAGAUGGAGUGGCAAAGUUUCGCCAAGAAAGUGAAAUCUUGUCAACGAGGAUUCAUGGGUGAUCCAGACGAGUUCAAGCCAGGACGCGGCGAGUUCCACGAGUACCCGCAAGCCUGCGUUUGUCAGAGACCUUUCUCUUACGACAAAUCCGACGAUGAAGAAGAAGACAUAGCAGAAGAGUUCCACAACAGCACUAGAGCUGGACAUGAGCAUUUGUCUUUACCAGACAACGAGCGUGACGAUGUUUUCCCAGACUAG